Messenger RNA from Plectropomus leopardus (leopard coralgrouper), 3696 nucleotides. Its product is annotated as TRPM8 channel-associated factor homolog. NCBI's taxonomy places the organism in Eukaryota, Metazoa, Chordata, Actinopteri, Perciformes, Serranidae. Gene Ontology annotation, cellular component: plasma membrane. The record is from RefSeq and is a predicted model, not a curated record. Gene Ontology annotation, molecular function: transmembrane transporter binding. Gene Ontology annotation, biological process: positive regulation of protein targeting to membrane.
CGGGAUUUUACACCAUGUAGCACAAUCUGAUUAUUCUUGAUUGUUUACCCUCGAAAGGCCACCGUCCGCCUGGAUUUAAAGGACAAAAAUCAAUCCCCUCCUCCCUCCCCACGUCCCUCCCAUUGUUCCCAUUUAUACAAAAGAGUCCUCAGUGGAUUGGCUGUCUGGAAACCUGUUGUCUAAUAAUACAAGCAGAAGGACAACUUGUCUUUCAGAGCAUCAAUCCUUCUCGCCAUGUCCAACCAGCCUGUCCAAAACCCCCAUGAAGAGGCAUACGGGUCCCUGAUGAGAGGUUUGAAGGAGCUGGACCUCCGUGGCCCCAGUGUUCCCAGUGACCUGGUGCUAACUGGAGACCAUGCCUUUCCAUUGGUAAUGAACAGUAAAGGCCAGGCCCAGAUGGCGGCCUCCCUGUAUGGCAGUGGGAGGAUUGUGGUCCUGGGUCAUGAGGGCUACCUGACCGCCUUUCCUGCUCUGGUAGAGAACGCUCUGAUCUGGCUGAGAGGAGAUGGAUCUGAAAACCUGUCUGUGGGGGUCCAACUAAACAGCAAGGCAGUUGCUGAUAACCUCAGCAAAUCCAGCUUCCAAGCCAAAGUUGUGGGGGCCUUCAGUGACAAACUGGGGGUUGGUGUGUAUGUGACGGACGCCUACAGUGUGGGUGCAGACGUGAAGGAGCUGGUGGCGUUUCUGAAAGCUGGAGGAGGAGUGCUGAUAGCGGGACAGGCCUGGAGCUGGGCUGCAGAUCACCCUAAAGAGAAUGUUCUGCUUCAGUUUGGAGGGAAUAAGGUUUCUGGUGUUGCAGGGAUCUACUUUUCGGAGCAUCGGGGUGAGGUAGAGUGCCUGCCUGUCUACCCUCAGAUCCCAUCUUCCUGGAUGGCUGUAGUACUCGGUAAGGAUUUUGAGGAUGACUUGGAGUUCUUACUCCAGGGCAUUUCAGAGUUUGACAUCCAGGGUAAAGGGAUUGCCUCUGAGGUCCUGGUCCACGGCUCGUUAGCCUUUCCUAUUGGUACAACCGAGGAUGGACGGGUGUUCCUGGCAGGAGCAUAUUAUGGGCAGGGACGGGUCAUUGUGACCACACAUGAAGGAUAUAUGGGACGAGAGUCACUGGCUUCAUUUUGGAAAAAUGCCGUUCACUGGCUGGAUGAGGGACGGCAGGGGGUCGUCGGUACAUCAGCGAAAAAUGCCCACAAAAUUCUCAGCCAGUCAGAGUUAAAGUGUGAGAUGACAAACUUCAGGAAAGACCUGAGUGUAUUUGUGUGCACAGCGUACAGCAAUGAACAUGCAGAGGAAAUCCAAAACUUUGUGGCAGAGGGAGGAGGCCUGCUGAUCGGUGGACAUGCCUGGUACUGGGCGCAGAGACACCGCGGGCAAAACGAAAUAACAGAAUUCCCAGGAAACAAGAUCCUGAACACAAUGGGCUUGAGCAUUUUGAGGACAACGAUCAAAGGAGGCAGCUACAAGGCCCCUGAUCCCCGCCAGGCUGUCAAAGACACCUACCACUUCCGCCACCUUCUCCACCGUUUUGCCAGUCACGUGACGCAGGGGGAGAAACUCAGCAAGCAUGAGGAGAGUCACCUUAAAAAGCUGGGCUUCGACUGCGCCACUUACUUGAACAUGAAAGCUUAUGACUGCUCCUCAUACACACAAGUCCUGUCCACCCUCACUGACAUGGUGAAGAAGUCAGGCAUGCCUCAGGUGUGUGAUAAAUGUCCUGUGAGAUGUCCCAAAGACCACCUGCUCCUCACUUUGGGGCCACAGAUUUAUAAGGUUUGCAAAGAUCCUGAUGCCCUCCUGCCCCACCUCAUCAAGAAUAACCCCUUGAUGCCAGUUGUCUACAACCAUGUCAUCAAGAUUAAUGCAAACACUGCAGGACGAGAUGAGUGGUUCAGUACAGGUUUGUACCUGUCCCCUGGGAUGAAGACCUACAUUUCACUGCCAGUGGAGAUUGUCAACAAGGGCUGGAAGAUCCAGAUAGGCUGUCAAACAGACUAUCUCAAAUCUGCAGUGUUGAAGAGAGCAGCGUACGUCAUUGAGCAUUUUCCUGUAACCUCGGAGAUGAUGCAGGUGUGGAACCUGUGGGGGGGACUCAUCUACCUGGUGGCUCCACCCAAAACACAACAGGAAGGGGUAGAGGUCACAGUGCAGAUAGCUGUACCUGCGCCGUAUUAUAAAUCAGGAGUGACCACACCAGCUGAGUGGUCCUUGCUGCGCACCGCUCCUUCGCCCUGGGCGGAGUUGGAGUUUGAAAACAUCAUCCUCACUGUACCAUCAGACGUUGUUCGUAACCUGGAGCGCCCUGAUGAAGUGGCAGCACUUUGGGAUGAGAUCAUGAGGGGCAUGGCUGACCUGGCCGUCGUUCCACACAAAUUUCCUCGCAAAGAACGUUUUGUCGCAGAUGUGCAGAUUUCCCAUGGAUUCAUGCAUGCAGGUUAUCCCAUUAUGGCACACAAAGGCACAGCAACUGUGCUGGUCAACCCUGAGUAUAUUAAGAGUAAAGGCAUGUGGGGGCCGAUCCAUGAACUGGGACACAACCAACAGAGAGCCUGCUGGGAGUUCCGGCCGCACACCACUGAGUGCACGUGCAACCUGUGGUCUGUGUAUGUGCAUGAGGAGGUGCUGGGAAUCAACAGGACAAAGGCUCAUGGAGCUAUGACUGUAGCAAAUCGAAGCAAUCGAGCAGAGCAGUAUGCUAAGGGGGGCAGGAACCUCAGCACCUGGAGCAUGUGGGUGGCCCUGGAGACAUACAUGCAGCUCCAGGACAAGUUUGGCUGGGAUGCCUUUAAAAAGGUGUUUGCUGCCUACCACAAGAUGACCAAAUUUCCUGGUGACAACAAAGGAAAGAUGAACCUGUAUGCUGAGACUUUCUCCCAGGCUGUGGAGAUGAACCUGUGUGGAUUCUUUAAGUCCUGGGGCUGGCCCAUUGAAACAGCCACUGAGGAGAAACUCUCUAACCUGCCUCCCUGGACAGACCACCCCAUGGUCCAGUAUGACUGAACUUCUGGUGAUUCAAAGUGCAGAGCAAUGGCCUAAAUGAGUACCAAAUCCUUGACAUUGAGUAUUUAGUGGGUGUAUCAAUUAACUGACUUUUUUACUGUGUUGUUGUAUUUUUACUAUAUGUAUUUCUAUAUGUAAAAAAGAAACAGGAGUUACACAUUUGAGCAGAUAUAUACAGCUUGAAAAUGCUCUAGCUCCAUAGAAAAAGUUGUAUUUGUUAAAUGCUGUAAAACCAAAAUACCAAAAACCAGUAGGUCAUUAAAUCAACACAGUUGCUACUAAGUGGAAUAUACUUUUAUGUAUUUUAUAGAUGACUUAGAAAAACGGUGAAGCAUCAAUACAUUUGCUGCAGUCAAAUCUCACAUGCGUCCACUUCAUAUCUACUUCAUUCCUCCCGUCUAACUCCUAAGUAUUGCACUGUAAGCACUGUAACCUGUAAUGUCGACAUUAGUUAUUUAAUUUCACAAUACCAGUUAAAGUCAUUUAUAGACAAAAAAUAAUUCUGUUUCAUGAACAUGAUGACACUAAUUCUGUCGAUGCAUUAAUAAGUAAGCUGUAUCCUUCCCUGUUACAUCAUUUGCUCUGAUACUGCCUUAUAAUAUUAUAUAAUAAGUCAGUCAAGCUAUAAGAUAAACACAUUAUUUCACUACAAUAAUAUCUGCCUUUACUGUCACUGGAAAAGACACUAAUAAACAAAUACUGUGA